Striga asiatica is the source of this 915-nucleotide messenger RNA. The record is from the annotation of a GenBank genome assembly. NCBI's taxonomy places the organism in Eukaryota, Viridiplantae, Streptophyta, Magnoliopsida, Lamiales, Orobanchaceae.
AUGGCUUCUAACAUAUUCUUUGUCCUCACAAAUUUAUCGGUCACAAAAUGUGUGGCGCCCGAGCAACUAGAUGCAACCAGAAACCCAAAUCGUGCCAUGAUCUGCCACAAAUAUUUUAUAAAAAUGGAAAAACCAGAAUUUGAUCCCACUUUGACAAUAUCACUGGAGUUGAGUGAACUUGUAUUCAAAUCAUCAGCACUAACUACAUUUCCUGCCAAUUUCUCCUCCGAGUGGAGGCCUAAGGUCUCAUUUCGCAAGUUCUUGAAAAGAAGACAGCCAUUUAGAUUUCUUACCUUUGAACCCAAAGAUUUGAUCCUCGUUCUUUUCAAGAGUAGUGUACUCAUCCGAGUCCAUAUGGGUCUCAGUCCAGUCAAAAGUCAUGAAAUUGCUGGCAUUACGUGCGAGUUUCCCGUUUCUCGAAAAACACCCGCUCACAACGACCUCAUUUUGGUCACCUCCUCCAUCAUCAUCACUAUCAAGCACAACUCGUUUUACGCAAUAAUCUUCCACACCAACAGUGUCAUUUCGGUCACCUCCUUCGUCUUCACUAUCAAGCACUACUUGCUCUUCGCAGCAAUCUUCCACCCGAUAUCCCGAACGUCGAGCAGAUUCACACUCAUCCAAUACAUCAGUGUUCGAGUCAAGAUUCAGAAGCCGGGAUUCAGCAAUUGGGCUUUCCAAGGGGACAGUGUCGAUAACAGCCAUCGUGUCAAAUUCAACCUCCAUCCUAUCCUAGAAAACGAAGCAAUGAAAACGAAAUACGCGCAGAGAAUAUGUGGAAAUGAGAAAGAACCCAAAAUGGGGAAGAUGACUGGGUGUGUCAUCGAUGGUUCUUCAUAUGAGGCAGAGAUAAGUUUGUUGGGAGGGUACUAUUGCUCGUCUAUUCUUCAACCUAAUGGUAGUUUGGCUUGUUAA